Messenger RNA from Sander lucioperca (pikeperch), 2231 nucleotides. RefSeq names its product asparagine synthetase domain containing 1 (gene asnsd1). Lineage: Eukaryota; Metazoa; Chordata; Actinopteri; Perciformes; Percidae. Gene Ontology annotation, molecular function: asparagine synthase (glutamine-hydrolyzing) activity. The coding region runs from base 56 to 1900 and encodes 614 amino acids. The transcript has 3 exons. The record is from RefSeq and is a predicted model, not a curated record.
UGGAUAACAUGAAAAAGGAUCUGCAGGAUAUGUAAGACGGACCCUUACCACAACAAUGUGUGGCAUCUUUUGUCUGUUGAGUCUGUCGUCCGCUCACUUUGAGUGGGACAAAACAGUUCAUGAACAUUUGAAAAGAAGAGGGCCCAACUUGAGCCGGGAUCUCACAGUUAGAGGCACAAAUCCCAGCUGUCGGUGUUUCUUCUCUGCUCAUGUUCUUCACAUGAGAGGCAUUCUCACACCUCAGCCCUUUCAAGACAACACUGGAAAUGUCCUGGUGUGGAACGGGGAGAUAUUUGGAGGCGUCCCGGUGAUGCCAGAGGAAAAUGACACUGCUGUUCUCUCUCAGCGGCUAUCCUCCUGCGACAGCCCUUCAGAGAUUCUGUCCCUCCUCUCCGCUGUACGGGGGCCGUGGGCGUUUGUUUACUACCAAAAGGCUGGGGACUACCUCUGGUUUGGCAGAGACUUCCUUGGUAGGCGGAGUUUGCUGUGGAAAUUUGAUGCGGCAGUCAACGCCUUGACCCUGACUUCUGUAGCAGCCCAGAGUUCUGGACCUGAUCGGUCUGCUUGGCAAGAAGUCCCAGCAGCCGGUGUGUACCGGAUUGACCUGAAGGCAGUUACAGAAGCUGGCUCUGUGACGUUUGAGUUUCAUCCUUGGGCUCAUGGAGGAAAUGAUCUCGCCUCCAGCUGCAGUGAAACCAUAUUGGAGUCUGUCCCCAGCGGCUGCACUGCUGUGACGAACCCGUCGGGCCUGGUACUCACCUCACCCGUUUGCCCUCUUAACACAUCCAUCCCAAAGUCAUUAAAUGAGAAAGAAAGCCUUUCAAACUCACAUCCAUGUGUUAAGGAUCUGGAGCAGAUGCUCGCAAGUAAAGAGAAAAACGAUGAGGUGAACCAGCUUAUUGAUGUUCUCAGUGAGGCAGUAAGACGACGUGUUCAGUCUCUGCCGUUCAGGGCACAAGACGGUCCCCCUCCUCCUAACGACAAUGCUAGUGUUGCCAUACUUUUUUCAGGAGGUAUCGAUUCAAUGGUCCUGGCUGCCUUAGCUGACCGUCACAUACCUGCUCAUCAACCGAUAGAUCUUCUCAAUGUAGCGUUCAAACUACAGGUGCCAAAGAAGCAGAAAGAGCCCGCAAAGAAACCUGGGAAGCACAAAAAUCAACCCACGGGUUUUAAGACUGAUGGAGCAGAUUACCAAACCUCCAGCCCCUUUGACGUUCCAGACCGGAUCACUGGAAAAGCCGGUCUCAAGGAAUUACAAGACUUGAAUCCUGAAAGAAGAUGGAACUUUGUGGAAAUCGACGUAACGAAGGAGGAGCUGCAGACAGUCCGCCAGGAGCGCAUUUGUCAUUUGGUGCAUCCGCUGGCCACGGUGCUGGACGACAGCAUUGGAUGUGCUGUGUGGUUUGCAGCAAGAGGGACGGGGUCCACCAUGCAGGACGGGGACCAGAGAGCCUUCACAUCAUCAGCCAUGGUCAUUUUGACAGGAAUAGGAGCCGAUGAGCAGCUAGCAGGUUACUCCAGACACCGAGUCCGAUUUACGAUGUCUGGACAUGAGGGACUGGUCCAGGAACUGGCCAUGGAGCUGGCCAGGAUCCCUUCCAGGAAUUUGGGCAGGGAUGACAGAGUGAUAGGGGACCAUGGGAAAGAGGCUAGAUUCCCCUACUUGGAUGAGGACGUGGUGAGCUACUUGAAUUCCCUGCCCGUGUGGGAGAAGGCGGACCUGUCGCUUCCUCGGGGCGUCGGGGAGAAACUCCUCCUGAGACUCGCGGCAAAGCAGCUGGGCCUCGGCCAAUCAGCAGUCCUGCCCAAGAGAGCCAUGCAGUUUGGCUCCCGCAUCGCAAAGAUGGAGGACCACCGUGAAAAGGCCUCUGACAAAUGCACGAGACUCCUCGCCGAGUAGACAAAUUGUUGGUAAUGAAGACAAUAUAAAAAGUAAUUUUAAAAUAGAAAAUAUUCAUUAUGAAAUUACAAAUGUUAUUUAAAGGCUCAUUUACAGUUACAAUUCUCAAUUGACCGUCACAGACAGAUUCUUGAAUUUGGCCAUUUGAUCUGUGCUGGUCUUGGAUCAUGUUUUAGCAUGGUAUAAUAAAUAUGGGGUUUCCUCUACACCAUGUAAGACCUGCUAUCUUGUUGUUUUCUGAAGUAAAGAUCACAUUCAAUAUAGGAAGGCAAGUUUCCAACGUCGAAACGCCCAGAAAUCAGAUGAAUGUAUACUGGCUUCCUGAAAGGGG